This is a messenger RNA of Danaus chrysippus (African queen), 201 nucleotides long. NCBI's taxonomy places the organism in Eukaryota, Metazoa, Arthropoda, Insecta, Lepidoptera, Nymphalidae. The record is from the annotation of a GenBank genome assembly.
AUGGAAUCAGUCAGAAAGGCCAAAGAUAGAAUAGCAAAAUAUCCAUUAAUAUUCUCAAAAUGUUCUAAACAAGGCAGCCUGUACGCGAAAUGUGUUCUACUCAGAGAGGAUUCAGUUAAAAAAGACGAUUGUGCUAAAGAAUUUAAGGAAUUCAACGCUUGUUUACAAACAGCCGCGAAAGAACUCAAAACUAGAAUAUAA